AUCAAAGAUGCUCAUGCAUGUCUUGUGUUAGCAAACAAAUAUUGUGACGACCCUGACCAGGAAGAUGCAUCUAACAUUAUGCGUGUAAUAUCCAUCAAGAACUAUCAUGCUGAUAUUAAAGUUAUCGUUCAGCUUCUGCAAUACCAUAAUAAGGCUUAUUUAUUGAACAUUCCAAGCUGGGAUUGGAAACGAGGAGAUGACGCUGUAUGUAUAGCUGAACUAAAGCUGGGUUUUAUAGCUCAAAGUUGUCUGGCACCCGGCUUCUCUACGCUGAUGGCUAACCUGUUUACCAUGAGGUCAUACAAACCAUCAGUGGAAAUGCCACAGUGGCAGAAUGAUUACAUGAGGGGAACAGCAAUGGAGAUGUAUACAGAAUUUUUAUCCAGCUCAUUUAAUGGCCUUACAUUCCCAGAAGCAGCAGAACUGUGUUUUGCAAAGUUAAAGCUGCUGUUACUGGCAAUAGAAGUUAGGUCAGAAGAAGGCAAGGAGAGCACACUAGCAAUCAACCCAGGACCAAAAGUGAAACUAGAGACAGCAACGCAGGGAUUCUUCAUAGCAGAGUCGGCAGAGGAAGUUAAAAGGGCCUAUUAUUACUGUAAGAGUUGCCAUAGUGAAAUAUCUGAUAUUAGAAUGAUCAAGAAAUGCAGAUGUAGACCAUGUAAGUAUUAUAGAUAUACCAGCAAACUACCUUAGCAUCAUGUAUAUAUAAAUCACUGGUCAGUUAUUGAAACAAAACAUAGCAUGGGAUAAUAUAAUAAUCCUAGUAAAGUAAGAUAUAUUGAAAUCAAUGCUAGACUCACUCAUGUCACAUUAAGUUUGUAAGAAAAUCACAAAAUUUUAGUCUGGAAUUGAAACACCAGACUUAAAAAUGAGACAAUCACGAGAUCGAUUUUUGCACUUUAUUUUUUGUUUACAAUUGUAAAGGGAUGCAUUUUUUAUUUCGAUUUCAAAUGUGAACAGAUGUUCUUUAUAUACAUUAAAGAAUGACAGGUUUUAUAAAGUUGUAACAUCUUGUGAAGUUCAUUUAACCAGUACCAAAAUAGAAAAUUUUAGUCUUGUACAAACAAUAUAUAAAUC
This is a messenger RNA of Ruditapes philippinarum (Manila clam), 1077 nucleotides long. Its product is annotated as calcium-activated potassium channel slo-1-like. Lineage: Eukaryota; Metazoa; Mollusca; Bivalvia; Venerida; Veneridae. The record is from RefSeq and is a predicted model, not a curated record. The annotation marks the transcript as partial. The transcript is spliced from 5 exons. Gene Ontology annotation, cellular component: postsynaptic membrane. Gene Ontology annotation, biological process: potassium ion transport. Gene Ontology annotation, molecular function: large conductance calcium-activated potassium channel activity.